AUGGCCAAUCAUUAUGAUGUUCCAAAUUGGGCCGGUAAACCUCCCGUGGGUUUACACUUGGAUGUAUUAAAAGGAGAUAAAUUAAUUCAAAAAUUAAUGUUGGACCAGAAAAAGUGUUACUUAUUUGGACGCAAUGCACAAAUGAGUGACUUUUGUAUUGAUCAUCAAUCAUGCUCAAGAGUUCAUGCUGCAUUUGUCUAUCACAAACAUUUAAAUAGAGCGUUUUUAGUUGAUCUUGGAUCUACUCAUGGUACAUACAUUGGAAGCAUUAGAAUCGAAGCUAAUAAGCCCACUCAAUUACCAAUAAAUAGUCAAUUCCAUUUUGGUGCAUCUACUCGAACAUACAUAAUACGGGAACGUCCCCAGUCUACAUCAGCUUUUGGGCCUCGUCCGAUUAUGGACCAGUUAGAGAGAGAAUCUGAUCAUGCAUCUAGUUUAUUAGGACUGCCAGAAACUGAUCUUGAGCUUGAUAAUUUAACCGAAUUUAAUACGGCUCAAAAUCGACGCAUAUCGAUGCUUGGUAUAUCAGAUGAUGCAUUAAAAACAAAACGAAAACGUACAAGAGGAGUUCAUUUUAAUGAAGAUGAGCAGAUAAUCAAUCCAGAAGAUAUUGAUCCAUCAGUUGGUCGUUUCAGAAACCUAAUAAGGACUACUGUCAUACCUAAUAAAAAAUUCAAAGAUGGAAUGGGUUUUGCGGUUGACCAAAAUAGUGCUAAUGGCCAAAAUAAAAACUACAUGAAAAAUAUGAUUCCUGGUGCACAUUUACACAAUUCACUUUAUAGUGAUAUUCCUGGUCCUGAUGGUGACAAUAAGCAACAUAGUUUUUUAUCCUCCAUUGGCAAUCGUCUUGGUAUGAAUUUACCAAACCCUGCACCAGAUGUUGAUAUUAACCCUAGUAUAGAAGAAAUAGCAACUCCCAAUCCAGUUGUGUCUGAAAAAGUUGAACCCGUUUCAACUGAGCCUAAAAAGAAAAAAUAUGCAAAAGAAGCGUGGCCUGGGAAAAAAAAUGCACCAGCAUUGCUUGUUUAAAGUAUUUAAAACUCAUUCAUUUUCAAUCUACAGUUUGGAAAUUAAAUAUUUUUUAAUUAUCUACCAAUGACUUUUCUUAAAAUAUUUACUUCUGUGAAAAUAAUUUGGAUUACUAUUUUACUGGAUAUUAGCAACUUAUCUCUGUAUAAGUAUGUGUUUAAAAUUAAUAAAAUAUGUAAUGUUGUAUUACUGUAAUGUGAAUUUUGUUGUGUUAUUUAUAAUUCAUAAUAACUACACAAUUGUAUGGUCUAAUUGUUAGUCUUUUUUUUUUCUGUUGAUAAUUCUAUGUACAGCAAAUUAGUUAUCCAAUAAGAUUUUAGUAUACAAUAAAAGAACAUAAAACUACUUUAUAAUUAGGUCAAUGCUGUAAAAGUUUAAUUUUUAU
Molecule: messenger RNA, 1414 nt
Organism: Melanaphis sacchari
Lineage: Eukaryota; Metazoa; Arthropoda; Insecta; Hemiptera; Aphididae
Gene: NiPp1
Product: nuclear inhibitor of protein phosphatase 1
Exons: 7
Coding region: 1-1029 (342 amino acids)
Cellular component (GO): nuclear speck
Molecular function (GO): protein binding; protein serine/threonine phosphatase inhibitor activity; mRNA binding
Source: RefSeq, a predicted model, not a curated record